Messenger RNA from Cutaneotrichosporon oleaginosum, 2346 nucleotides. RefSeq lists its product as uncharacterized. The record is from RefSeq and is a predicted model, not a curated record. Lineage: Eukaryota; Fungi; Basidiomycota; Tremellomycetes; Trichosporonales; Trichosporonaceae.
AUGAACGGCGGUCUCAUCUUCGAGUCGUCUACCCACACCCCGCUUCCAUCGGCCCCCGUCCUCAAGCAGGAGCUCAUCACCGAGCACUACGCAAUCACCGCAAAGCGCUCUUCCCAAAAGGACAAGAUGAAGCGUCCUGCCAACAUCAAUACAUCCAUCGCCCUAGGACCAAUCCCACCCCAGCCUUCUUUCAUCCCCACUUUGCCAUCUGGACAACAUCAGCAACAACAACAGCAGCAGCAGCAGCAGCAGUUUCAACAAGUCUACAUAAGUGAGCCCAGCACCGGUCUCUACCAGCAACAGCAACAGCAGACGUUCUUUGCCCCCUGCCCUCCCUCCCAGCCCGUCCCUGGACCCUCCCGACAACCGAGCAUUGCGGAAGCCUCCGCUGCACAAUCAACUGGGCCACCUCCCGACGCUGCGUCGACCAGCGGACACUCGACACAGCGCUCCCUCGACUCGACCAGCUCCCAACACAAACGCAAGCGCAGCAACUCGUCGUCCCAGGCCGAGGAGCUGCGCACCCCGCGCAACAACGCCCAACAAUCCCUGCCGUCAACCGUCCAGGGGCUUGCGACUGGCAAGUCCCACCUCCCUACUCCGCCCUCCACAGGCGACCACGUCUCGAUGCCAACACAAAUGACGCGGCUCUCACCGGAGACACAACCGGAACAGAGGCGCUCCGGCGUCUACGUGACUUCCACAGAAGCCGAAGGCAGGAAACUAGGCCUAGUGCGGACAUCGACCGGAACGGAGAGCCGCGAGGCAGCCCGCGAGCAAGGCCCUCCGCGCACCAAGCAGGCCACAGUCUUGAACGUCGAUUCAUCUGGCGUCGCUACCGUUGGCAGUGGCGACGUGCUGCACACCGACGCCUCGUACAUGGGCGAUGUCCCCACGACGCCCAAACAACCGAGCCGAGAACUUGUCGAGGACGAGACCCCCCGCACCAAGAGCGACAAGGUCAAGCGCCGUCUCGAGUCAUUCAAGACGACUUCCCGCCCAGCACAACCCAUGUACUGUACACGCCUGGACAUGGGCCCCGCCGGGCAGAUCCGCGUUGCACUCCGCAAAGAUAUAGCGGUUGCCUUUAUGGGCCUGGACAAGGUCGCAGCUGGCGACGCGACAGAGGAGACAAGUUCUGACGCCACCCGUGAGCCUGUCCGCCCAGACUGGCCGGACGAGUAUGCGCCAUGGAACCAUGCCAGCGGGAGACGCACCAAGGCGGUGCGCCAGGACCGCGAGCGCAUGGCGCUGCUGGAGCGAUAUUUUGAGAGCACAAGUGACGACGACGACGACCACGAUGCCGCCGCACGGUUGCCGAUUCCGACGGCGCGGCACCAGUCGCGGCCGUCGGGCGAGGGCCGAUCGCUCCCGCCGUCACAGGACCCGACUGACGCCCGCGCUGCGCUCUGGUACGCCGUGAACAAGGUGCGGCGGCCGCAGCAGAUGGCCCCGCCGCAGAUGGUGCCGACCGGCGUGAUCAGCUGCGUGUGCCGGAACAACGCGCCGUCAAACCAGAUGGUGUCGUGCAGCAACUGCAAGAGCUGGCACCACGUCGCAUGUGUAGGCCGCGACGAGGCGCUGGACCGCAACUGGGCAUGUGAGACCUGCAUGGCGCAAGCCCGCCGCGCCACGCUUUCCACGCCGUCGCAGCGCACUCCGCCGCAGUUGAGUACUGCCGAGCGCUCUAUGUCGGCAUUCCGCGGUAACCAGGCUCUGGCGCUCGCCCCCUCCCCCAUGUUUGCGCCAGAGGCGGCCCGUGCUGCGGCUCACUCGGGAAGCAUGGUCGACCGGACACCACGGACUCCCAACCGGAGACACGAGCGUGCACGUGUGCUGUCGUACGGGAACGAGUGGGGUGUCACUGGCGAGAACCCGAGCACGCCCUUGUUCCCGACCUUUGGCAACUUUUCCACUCCACGCCCAGACGACCCUGUGUUUGACGUAAACUCGACACCGUCACGACACCUCGACACGGACCCACGCAUUGCAGGACAGUUCACGGGCAGCCUGUUCGCCAUCACGCCGCUCAUGGGCCGCUCGCGCAACGCCAACCCGCUCGUGGGCGACACGCCGAUAGGCCACAACCGCGUCGUGUCGGGCGUACCGCCGGCGUUUGCGGACGGCAUGACGAGACACGAUUUUUUGCAGGGCCUGAGCGAUCGGCGCGAACACGCCGAGACACCGAGCACGGUCAGCACGGUGCGCGGGCUGGGCGUGGGCGGCGGGCACGCGCAGCUGUCGCCGUCGCCGUUUACGCACAGACGGUCGUCGAGCAAGUCGAGCCAUGUGCGGUCGGCGUCGCGCAGCGGGCUGGGGCUGGGGUUGCCGCUGAAUGACGAGUGA